GGCCGGCGCGCGCGCGUGCGGCGGCAGUUGGCGAGGCGGCGGCUCGGAGAGCGGGAGCGGAGUAAUCGAGACCGAUUUGUUCCAGAAGAAAAGCAUUGCUGCCACUCGUUAGGACCAGAGAAGUUGGGGAAGACGGAGGUUCUGACAUUUACUUUGCAUUUUACUUCUAAGGAGCGGUGGCAAUUUUAGUGUUUGUGUUAUCUUGCUGAACAAUGGCUUGUGCUGAUAUUAAGGUAAAUGAGCUCGACAAGCGGUCUUCUGGACAGGCUUUUGAGAUAAUCUUGAGCCCUACAGCUGAAGCAAUUCCAGAAUUCCCUCUUUCUCCCAAGAAGGAUCGGUCACUUGAAGACAUUCAGAAAAAACUGGAAGCUGCUGAGAACAGACGAAAGUCACAUGAAGCAGAAGUGCUGAAGCAACUGGCUGAAAAACGGGAGCAUGUCAAAGAGGUGCUUCAGAAAGCAAUUGAAGAAAAUAACAAAUUUAGCAAAAUGGCAGAAGAGAAAUUGACCUCCAAGAUGGAAGUCAUUAAAGAGAACCGUGAUGCCUACCUAGCUGCCAAACUGGAGCGCCUGCGAGAGAAGGAAAAACACCUGGAAGAAGUAAGGAAGAACAAAGAGAGCAAAGAGGCUGAAGAACUUGUUUAACUUGCGUGAUUUGAAUUUGAGGGUGUUUCUAUUAUCUAAUAUUUUUAAAAUUUGUAGCUCAUACGUUGCUGAAUUAAACCCUCGUAUAAUGCUAUGACAAUGUACAACUAGAACUAGUCAGUGUCGGGUAGGGGGAAACAGGGAGGGAAAACUGGGAUUGUUAUGUGUUUCACUUUAAGGGUUUCAUGUUGUGCCUGUUGUUUACUCACAGCCAGUGCAGCUUUGGUUUCUGUUUGCAUUGUUGGUGGUAGAUGAAGUCUGAACAAUCUAUCAAAUGUGUAAUUUCCAGUCCAUUUCUCAGUGAGACUGCUGUUCCAAGCAAAAUGUAACAUUCUAUGGUCUGAAAUGGGGCAGUUGUUUAAGCAUGCCACCAUUGCUGUACCUGUCUCAUUAAAUAAAUAAAUGGCACAGUUGCUUUCCCUUUAA
Molecule: messenger RNA, 1070 nt
Organism: Callorhinchus milii (elephant shark)
Lineage: Eukaryota; Metazoa; Chordata; Chondrichthyes; Chimaeriformes; Callorhinchidae
Product: stathmin-like
Exons: 6
Coding region: 213-644 (143 amino acids)
Biological process (GO): regulation of microtubule polymerization or depolymerization; microtubule depolymerization; neuron projection development
Cellular component (GO): cytoplasm; neuron projection
Molecular function (GO): tubulin binding
Source: RefSeq, a predicted model, not a curated record